Ceratosolen solmsi marchali is the source of this 2344-nucleotide messenger RNA. RefSeq lists its product as uncharacterized. The record is from RefSeq and is a predicted model, not a curated record. Bases 605 to 2062 code for a protein of 485 amino acids. The transcript is spliced from 4 exons. NCBI's taxonomy places the organism in Eukaryota, Metazoa, Arthropoda, Insecta, Hymenoptera, Agaonidae.
CAAUUUAGGGUAUAAAUUUAUGUUAAAAAUUCCAUGUCCAAAUAUUUGCCGACUUUAUAAGCAAAUUCGUAUAUGUAUUACCGUAAAGAUAAUAAUAAUAAUUCAAGCAUGAUGUCGCUCUAAAUUCUGUCUUGUUUACAUUUUGACUUUACCUCUCUAUCAACUUUCUUUUGACUAAUUUUCCAUUUUCGGCUAUCCAUACCAAACACUCGUUCGUCUAUCAAAACUGAAGUAAACAUGGGGUUGUAACGACUAAUUUCAUUUUCUCAAGAGACGUCUACAUUAUUUUCAAUUAAAUAAGAUAUUUAACAGUGUAAUUAUUGUCUUAGUUAAGCGAACGAUCGAUUUACUUUAAAACACUUGGAAUUAUCGACUGUAAAGAAUAAGAAAACAAAAAAACACAAUAAAAAAAAAAAAUAUUCAGAACGUAAUUUAUUUCCUUGCAAUUUUCGUUGAAACUAGUGUCAGUUAUAUUUAUUUUAUUCGUAAAAAUGAAACUUUUACAAAAUGAACACGUAAAAUAACUGCAGUAUAGACAAUAACAAGUAUUGUCAUAUCCUUAAAAUUCAAGUGUGCUGCAAACUGCUUUCCCCACAUAACCACGAUGUACUCGAGCUACAAUGGGGUUAAGGGACGGUCAAAGUCGACCCUCGACGUGUUCCGAACAGUGGACGAUACGUCGCAGCAGCCGAGCAUCGGGAGCUCGACGAUGUCGUGCCACGGCCGUCAUCGACGGAUCCCGGAACCGUCGCAAAUUAAGCGUGCCCGUUCUUACCUGAGCGACGACAUCCGGCGCCAAUUCGAGCUCGGCUUUGAGAAAUCAACGCCCGCUGCCGGCACCGCAGCCAACGCCAUCACCGCCGUCACCACACCACACAGUCCAAGAUCCAGCAGCUUCGUCAAGAGGCUGGUAGCAACCCUCGAGCGCAAACAGCGCGAGGAUCUCACCCAAUAUGCGCGCGUACCCUCAGCCGACAUUUACGGGGGUGCCCCCUACAGGCAGUCCAGCAAGGACUACGGCAAGGAGAUCGUCACGAUAUCGAACCCCAAGCCGGACAAGGAGAAGAUCUUUCUUGAGAGAUUCAAUUCUGAUCUUACCUUACCGCGGCCGGUGCGCCGGCAGCUGGAGAACGUGCCGGAGCGUGACAACGAGGACGAGAACGAGAACGAGAACGAGAACGAGAACGAGGACGAGAACGAGAACGAGGACGGGGAGGAGGAGGACGAGUACGAGGAAGAGGACGAGGAUGACGAGACGGAGGACGAGGGUGGGCCGCUGCCGCUGAAGUACGGGGGAGUCGUUGCAUCUACGAAGCGUCCACGGGAGGGCUCGUCGACCCUCGUCGCGGCCGAGAGUCUACCCAAGGCGAGUGCCCGGCGCCUCCUCAAAAGCUUCCUAUCGACGAUCGUCAGCUGGCGGGGCGCGAAAACCCUGCCGAGGGGCUCGCGCGACUAUUACGCCACCCGCGAGAGCCUCGGCGAGGAGAUGCGGGCCUUUCGCCGCGACACCAUGCCCCGACUCAUCGAGCGGGCGGCCCUCGCGGACCGCUUCCAGCCCAACCCCAACGACCAGCGCGAGUUCGCUAAGCUGAUCGGGGCCACCUCGCGCCACCUCGACGACGGCCCCGUCUCCAGCAUCGCUACCAUACGCCCGGCUUACGGGAACAACGCCGUCGCCAGGCAGCGCCGGACCUCGUGCUACCAGGAACAGGCACCGAGCGACGCGUCCCUUUACGCCACGAGGAGGACAAUCCAGCCUCCAGCAGCGCCGAGGCGCACAUCAUCCGCCCAACGGACAGAUACCACGGAGCAGAUGCCGCGCCCCUACAAGCUCAAGGACCUGGGGAAACGCGAGGAUGAGCCGUCUGUCCAGCUAAGAAGACAGCCAGGCCUCGAUGUACCGGUCAUUUACGACGUGCCGCGAUCGAAUCGCCGAGUCGUGUAUCCGCACGCGACCCAGCCGCUACCACCACCACUUCGUACACCCCCCGAGUACGAGAACAUCAGCGGCAUUAUCCACGAGGAUAGGCGGCUGCGUUGCACCAUGUUUACAACAUUUUAAUCGUGACGCCGUGGCCCCUCAUGGAUAACCGGGCCUAUACGGCCAUCGUCACGCAGCGUAUCGCGAAUCCAACAUUAUUUAGCGAUCGCUCGCUCGACCUGUCAAUCAUCUCUCAACUUUUAUAUCUCAAGUUUUAAUAAUCCUUAGGCGUUAAGAAUGUGUGCGAGUCUGGGUCGAGUGACCCAGCGCCCUCGAAUAGUUAGUUGUAAGUCAAUGUCAAUGAUGUUGCUCGAAUGGUGGAUCGCCCGACCGCGUUUUGGAGGAGGACUAGAGAAAAGGAGA